Messenger RNA from Cottoperca gobio, 778 nucleotides. Its product is annotated as cytochrome b-c1 complex subunit 6, mitochondrial-like. The record is from RefSeq and is a predicted model, not a curated record. Lineage: Eukaryota; Metazoa; Chordata; Actinopteri; Perciformes; Bovichtidae. The coding region runs from base 121 to 432 and encodes 103 amino acids. Gene Ontology annotation, cellular component: respiratory chain complex III. Gene Ontology annotation, biological process: mitochondrial electron transport, ubiquinol to cytochrome c. The transcript has 4 exons.
AUCCCUCUCGUCAUUUCCUGCCUGUGACCGACCUUAUGUCCUCAACGUAAAGCAGUGCAACCGACCAGCUCUGACUUCUGUCCUCUGUAGGGAUUUUCGGUUAAUAUCAGAGCCGUAAUCAUGGGUUUCGAGAGGAAGAUGCUCACGUCCGGCGACCCCGAGGACGAGGAGGAAGAUGCACCUGCUGAGGAGGAAGAGGCGGAAGAAGAGGAAGAAGAAGAGGAGGAAGACAUGGUGGAUCCUUUAGAAACAAUACGAGCCAAGUGUGAGCAGACUGAACACUGCGUGCACUACAAGGAGCGCCUGGAGACCUGUGAAACUCGAGUCACCUCCAGAUCCAAAACUGCUGAGGAAUGCACAGAAGAACUCUUUGACUUCUUGCAUGCACGGGACCAUUGUGUGGCACACAAGCUGUUCCACAAUGUGAAAUGAAACGUCCUGCUCAGCUUCCACCACUAGCAGCUGUAAAAUCUAUUUUACUGCUAAAAUUGUAAAAUAAUCAGGAUUGUUCUGUUCUCCUGUGUUCAUGUAAAAAGUUUAUUUGGUUGCUGGUCUAAAUACCUGCCACCCUUUCUGUAUACCGAGUCACUGCUUGUUUGUUAAUGAGUGAAUCAAAGUUGUUAAAGGUUGUGCAAAGAACUAUCACUCGCUGAGGUCCGUUCAAAAGCAAACAAACUGCUCUGGCAAUACAUAUUUACUCAGGUAUAUGGAUUCAUCACUUUGAUCAGAAAAUAAAGGUUUGCUUUGGUUUCAUUUUUUGUGAAAGUGCUUUCCUUAC